Molecule: messenger RNA, 546 nt
Organism: Akanthomyces muscarius
Lineage: Eukaryota; Fungi; Ascomycota; Sordariomycetes; Hypocreales; Cordycipitaceae
Exons: 1
Coding region: 1-546 (181 amino acids)
Source: RefSeq, a predicted model, not a curated record
AUGGUCUCCUUCAGAUCUGUCUUUCUCCUCUCGGCCGUCUUCGCCGCUGCCUCUCCCGUCAAUAACUCCAACUUGGCUGAUGCAUGCUAUGAGGAUAUUAGCCAGAUCGAUACCGGCAUACGUGGCUUGACCGAGCUCGUCAGGCCAUAUCAAGGCGGUCUGCUGAGCCUUUUACCGCUGGCCCCGGACGCUUUCGGCGCAGGUCUUGGCGUAGCCAAUGGCGUUCUUCACUCCUCUCAGCUGCCGAACCCGCUUUCGCUGGACGAUCUACUACAUUUGACGCAACACGUGAACAGAACAUUGGCAGUGGACAAUCCUAUCUUCUUCAAACUGCUUGUGGACAAGAAAGAUCAGUUUGUUCAGUCCGGGCUGCAGCUCCCCGUGCAGCUCAUAUUGAAGAUUAUUCUGGCCCUUCACUUGAGCUUCUCUGACAAUGUCCUCAAUCGUGCUCCGUUAGAGACUCCAGCUGCUGCCUUGUCCACUGCAUGGGCUGAUAUCAAUCUCAUCACCAAUGCGAUUCAGGUCAGCAUCAAUGCUUACAGCUAG